Zea mays is the source of this 1444-nucleotide messenger RNA. RefSeq lists its product as uncharacterized. The record is from RefSeq and is a predicted model, not a curated record. The transcript is spliced from 3 exons. Gene Ontology annotation, molecular function: zinc ion binding; nucleic acid binding. Bases 421 to 1062 code for a protein of 213 amino acids. Lineage: Eukaryota; Viridiplantae; Streptophyta; Magnoliopsida; Poales; Poaceae.
CACGGCAAAUCGGCAAUGCACCAAAGAUUCUCCCCGCCUCCCCGGUCUGUGUUUGCCCCCUGCCCGGUUGGCCCCUGGCUCUCCUCCCGCCCGCCCGGCCGCCCCCACCCCACCCAAUCCUACCCCGCGGGGGGAAUUCUCAGUUCUCGCGGCGACGACUGGGAGACCGCCGCCGCCGCCAUCCUACUCCAGGUGCCCUGAGAACUCGAUCGGGCUCUUCGCUGGCGACGAACACCCACCAGUUACAACCUACUGCAACUUCUUCUGCAAAAAAGCUAUCAGGUGUACAACCAUGUACUUCACCGUGUCCGCCCCUGCAAUGUCUCUAUGAUCCUCCAGCUACGGUAGACGCCCCGUUCGCUAGCUGAGGACCUCCUGGUUCCUGUGAGCAGGCGGCGUGGUUAGCUGCUGCCUUCAAGAAUGCAGAGACCCAAUGCGCCGUCGGCUUGCGCCACCAUCACCUUCGCGGAGGCUCUAAGGAGGGAGAUGGAGUACCGCAAGUGGGUGGAGAGGACCCACCCACAUCUGCUCGUCGGAAUCUGCGGAGCCCCUGAAAUGCAGAGAGAUUUCAGUGCAGGACCAGUACCUGAUGCGAUCAAGAGAAAACUAGCUGCCGAGACCAGUGUGCCUCCACAACAAUCAAGUUUCAGCUGUGUAACUGGACAGAAGCAGCCCCAAAACUGGUACCCCACAAAGAAAAAGGUGAAAGUUCCACAUCUUCCAUCGCAGAUUCUGCAGUGUCCCAGACCAAACGUGGUGCCAUCCUUCUGGUGCAAAAUCUGCAAGGUCGACUGUGUCACCGAGUUCAAUUUCAGCGCUCACGUUGGAGGCAAAAAGCACAAGGCCAAAAAGCUAGAGAUUCUAGGUAAGAGGAACGCUGGGGGACCUGCUAGCCGAUGCGCAGGCAACAGGAGCGCUGGACAGAAUGGACUAGCAGUUUCUGGGAGCAGAAGCAGCGAACAGAAUGUGGCUGGCAGCGUUGCUGCUGGACCGAACUGUGACAUGUCGUCUGAGAGCAGAACUAAUGGAACAGAAGGAAGUGGGUGCACUGUCCGGCUAUGAGCAGCUUGGGUUUCACUCGAGUCUGGUAUUUCAAUAAAAGUUCGCCUUGCACAUUUUCUUCUCAAGGGCACAGUUAACAUAUUUAUGUGUCAGAUGGCUAGGCCGCUAGGGAGAUUUCAUCUGAUGGGUUGGACUGAACAACACUAGUCAGAUAAUAAGUUGAAACGUAUGCACUAUGCAGUGUCCUAUUCCCAUGUGAGAGCAGUACAUUGUUUGGACAUAUAUCUGACAGCAGAUGCAUCCUGUGUCCUUUCGCUUCCUUCUCGAAAAUGUACAGUAGCUAACCUUGUUCGGGUAGGAGGUGGAAGUUGAGGACGCUGUUCUGAGUAUGUACUGGGUAGUUAUAAUGUAUGACAUCAUGGCUUGUUUGUUGUUUCCAUUU